CAGAGGGAGACAGUGGGUUUGUUCACAGGCUUCUGUGUACUCACAGGCGUACAGAGAAGAAGCGCUUUUGGAUUUAAAGCACAAUGAUAUUCAACUAAAGGAACAGUACUUCAAUUUAGAAACAUGUUUGUUAAUAUAACUGGGUAAAUAAUCCAUGCAAAGGUGUAAUUUUUAUUUAGCCUUGCACAGUUGCCGUGUUUUAACGAGAAAUAGAAUGUGACGUGGCUUCAUGCGCGUCCGCGGCGCGGCGAAAUCUGCUCCUUGAGUCCGGGUCCAAAUGAGAGGGGAGCGGUCUAGUUGUGUAAUACAUUCCCAGGCUAGAGGCCUGAAAGUUUACAAGUAGGCGAGCUGACAGAAAAUUCGCGUAUGUUAAAGAGAUAAUCACGAAAACGAUUUUAAAAAGCUAUUUUUAAAAAGCAGUUCCAGUAGCAAACGACAGUUACUUCGUUAAAAUGAUAUCUAGAUUUUAAUAACGUGCGGUCAUAACCUCCUAAUCUGGGUAUUAUGAAAUUAAGUACAUACCUGAAGUUUUAUUUUGAUCUUAUACUGUAGUUAAUCGUAUUUCCAAUAAUUCCUACAUCAUGGAUGAAAAAUACAGCAGUAAUGUGAUUUCCAGUGGAAAGCUGGGUCCGGUAGAGGCGCAGAGUGCUGGGUUCACCAGGUACAUCGUGUUGCUGUGCGUCACCAAACUAUUGAAGGCUCUUGGAAUUUUUGAGUCAUAUGACCUGUUAAAAGUUGUCCACAUCGUGCAGUUCAUUUUCAUACUUAAACUGGGAUCUGCUUUUGUAUUGGUUUUCUUUCAGAGACCAUUUUCAUCUGGAAAAGCCAUAUCAAGACGACAGUGGAUGAAGAUCCUAAAACAUGCAGUCUUCAGCUGUAUUAUUUCACUUCUGGGUUAUUUUGGUCUUACGCUGUGUGGGCCUUUACGGACACUUUUGCUUUUUGAACACAGUGAUGUUGUGGUCCUCUCACUUCUCAGUGUGCUCUUCACCAGUUCUGGUGGUGGACCAUCUAAGACUAGAGGUGCUGCCUUUUUCAUCAUUGCUGUGAUUUGCCUGCUGCUUUUUGAUAAUGAUGACCUCAUGGCAAAGAUGGCAGAGCAUCCCGAAGGGCACCAUGACAGUGCUCUCACCCACGCCCUUUACACAGCUAUUUCAUUCCUUGGGGUGGCAGAUCACAAGGGUGGAGUGAUGUUGCUAGUGAUCUCCCUCUGUUUCAAGGUUGGAUUCCACACUGUCUCCAGAAAGCUGUCGGUUGAAAUUGGGGGAGCCAAGCGGCUAUAUGCUCUGUCUAAUCUGGUGUCAGCUGCAGUGCUGCUACCUUGGGUGAUAGUUUUGUCAGCCACCACAGACAGCAAAGUUGAAUCCUUCUCUGGUCUGAUCAUGCCUUUUGGAAUGAUAGUCUUCUCCGUAAUGGUUCUGGAUUUCUACGUGGAAUCCAUUUGCAUCGCUAAGAUGGAAGCACCCAGUUGCGCCCGCUAUGGCUCCCUGUUCCUGUUCUUCAGCGGGCUGCUCCUGGCCAACUUCUGGACACACCCACUAACCGACCAGCUGCGUGCCAUGAGCAAGCCAGCCCAGCAGGACAGCACUGAGCACGUGCUCUCGGGGGGUGUGGUGGUCAGCGCUGUUUUCUUCAUCCUGUCUGCCAACAUUUUGUCUUCACCCUCAAAGAAGGGGCAGAAAGGCACUCUGGUUGGCUACUCUCCUGAAGGUACUCCGCUUUAUAACUUCAUGGGCGACACAUUGCAGCACACUUCUCAUUCCUUGCCGAGGUUUAUCAAGGACUCUCUGAAACAGAUCCUGGAGGAGUAUGAUUCUAGACAGAUAUUUUACUUUCUGUGUCUCAACUUGGCUUUCACAUUUGUCGAGCUGUUUUAUGGUGUUUGGACGAACAGUUUGGGUCUGAUCUCGGAUGGAUUCCACAUGCUGUUCGACUGCUCUGCUUUAGUUCUGGGCCUUUUUGCUGCUCUAAUGACAAGAUGGAAAGCAACACGUAUUUUCUCAUAUGGGUAUGGUCGGGUUGAAAUUCUCUCUGGAUUUAUCAAUGGGCUUUUCCUUAUGGUUAUAGCAUUCUUCGUCUUCAUGGAAUCAAUCACAAGAGUUAUAGACCCUCCGGAUAUAAAUACAGAUAUGCUAACACCUGUCUCCGUGGGAGGACUCAUUGUGAAUCUCAUUGGCAUCUGUGCCUUUAGUCACGCCCAUUCCCACGGCGCGUCUAAGGGCAGCUGCUCCUCACACGAUCACGGACACUCUCACCAUGGGCACGGACACGGCCACGGGGAUCACAGCCAUGGGGGGCAUGGGCACAGCCACGGGCACGCACACAGCCAUGGGCACGGGCACUCACACGGCCCAUCUGGAGGAGGCAUGAACGCCAACAUGAGAGGUGUGUUUCUACAUGUCUUGGCUGAUACACUUGGCAGUGUGGGUGUCAUUAUAUCCACCAUACUCAUUCGGCAGUUUGGAUGGCUGAUUGCUGACCCCAUCUGCUCUCUCUUCAUUGCUGUGCUGAUAUUUCUGAGCGUCAUCCCCUUGAUAAAGGAUGCAUGCCAGGUUCUGCUCUUGAGGAUUCCUCCAGAACAUGAGAAAGACCUCAACAAUGCGUUGGAAAAGAUACAGAAAAUUGAAGGUGUUCUGUCUUACCGAGACCCACAUUUCUGGAGGCAUUCUGCAAGUGUCAUAGCGGGGACCAUUCAUUUACAGCUGAUGUCAGAUGUUGUCGAGCAACGCAUUAUACAGCAGGUAACAGCAGUGUUGAAAGAUGCAGGCGUAAACAAUCUCUCUGUCCAGGUGGAAAAGGAAGCAUAUUUCCAACACAUGUCUGGCCUUAGUACUGGAUUUCAGGAUAUUCUUGCUAUGACAAAGCAGAUAGAGUCAGUAACAUACCUAGAAGAUGGAACGUGCAUCAUGUGAACGGCACAGUGUGGGAACAAACAGCAGGACUUCAGCUGCAGAAACUGAAAACGAUAAAGUUUGGGAAACUAAACUAUAAAUGUGUCUUUAUCUCUCAACAUUUUUGCACAUUGAUGUAUGGUAAUAUAUGCAUAUGUAUUUUUACAUAACUAGAAAUAUUUUUGCUUCCAACUGGAGCAGUAGGAUUUAUUUAAUUGAAAGUCUAAAACUGAUUGAGGUUGACAGAUGUAAAAAGACUGUGGAAGUCAGUACUUGCAUUAAACCUGUUUGUUGAUUUCAAA
This is a messenger RNA of Lepisosteus oculatus (spotted gar), 3193 nucleotides long. It is a transcript of the gene slc30a5, whose product is annotated as solute carrier family 30 member 5. Lineage: Eukaryota; Metazoa; Chordata; Actinopteri; Semionotiformes; Lepisosteidae. The record is from RefSeq and is a predicted model, not a curated record. Gene Ontology annotation, biological process: intracellular zinc ion homeostasis; zinc ion import into Golgi lumen. Gene Ontology annotation, cellular component: membrane; Golgi apparatus; cytoplasmic vesicle. Gene Ontology annotation, molecular function: zinc ion transmembrane transporter activity.